Lithohypha guttulata is the source of this 1545-nucleotide messenger RNA. RefSeq names its product chromatin structure-remodeling complex subunit RSC7 (gene NPL6). The transcript is spliced from 2 exons. Lineage: Eukaryota; Fungi; Ascomycota; Eurotiomycetes; Chaetothyriales; Trichomeriaceae. The coding region runs from base 1 to 1545 and encodes 514 amino acids. The record is from RefSeq and is a predicted model, not a curated record. Gene Ontology annotation, molecular function: chromatin DNA binding. Gene Ontology annotation, cellular component: nucleus; RSC-type complex.
AUGGCUCGUCGCCCUAGACUUGCAGCACAGGCUGCUAGGGCAUCUCUCCAAACACCUGUCCCUAGACUAUCCGACAACGAAGAUGAAGACAUGGCAGACGCUCCACCAACAGACGUGCCAACCCCACAAGACGAGGACGAGGAAGGGAACGAAGAAGAAGUUGACGACGAAGAAGAGCAAAACGAAAAUGAAGAACUACCGACUCCUUCACGAGCAUUGCGACAAUCUGAAUCAGCAACACCUAGACGACGAGGCCGUGGUCGAGGAAGAGCAAGAGGCAGACCAUCCGCUAGAAUUCAGAGUCUUCGAAACCAAGGCUCUGAUGACGGUAACGACGCGUCAGAUACCCCAGCACCACGACGUAGAGGAGGCUUCCGUGGUCAUCGUGGUGGAAGAUGGGCGAAUAAAAGAAGUGGAGCCCAACGUGCUGUGGCAGCCCCUGUUGACGAUGAGGGAAACGUGAUGACUAUUCUCAAUGAUGAGGUCGAAUUGCCCGAAGACGCUGAAGGAGAAACAAAGAUCAACAAGGACGGCGAGCUGCAAGAUGGCAGAGAGUAUCGUGUGCGCACCUUCACCUUGCUAGGACGAGGCAACAGAUUGUACAUGCUGUCCACAGAGCCAGCACGCUGUAUUGGCUUUCGAGACUCUUACCUCUUCUUCCAGAAACACAAGCAUCUUUACAAAAUCAUCAUCGACGACGAAGAGAAGAAGGAUCUGAUUGAAAGGGAGCUUAUACCGCACUCUUACAAAGGGCGAUCAAUAGGAGUGGUCACUGCUCGAUCUGUCUUCCGCGAAUUCGGCGCGAAAAUAGUCAUUGGAGGGAAAAAGGUCACGGACGAUUAUGAUGUGGCUGGUGCUCGAGAGCGAGGAGAUGUUGAAGGUGAACUGGCCGUACCAGAGGACAGAAUCCCACAAGCAGGAGAAGGCUACAAUCGAAAUCAGUACGUUGCAUGGCAUGGCGCAAGCGCUGUCUAUCAUAUGAACCUACCGAGUGUCCCUAUGCAAAAUGGUAAACCUGAGCAGGGGAAGCGCAGAAAGAUUGCAGUGACGAGCGACAACUGGAUGCUUGAACAUGCGCGAGAAGCUGCGAGGUUCAACUCCAUGCUCAGACUGGUCAGAGAUGAUAUGAUGAACGGUGUUUACGACAUACAUACCAAUACCAUGCAAUAUCCUCGAAACACUCAGCCGACACACGCAAGAUGGGAAGAGGUGGACGACAAGGAACAUGCAGGUGAAGACGAGGUUGAGAAUCUCAACGCGAGGUUCUCCAAACUCGAACCAGUAUACUCUCGCAACUAUCGCAUUCACGAUCUCUGUCUGGAGAGCGCGCCUGAAUCAAACAUGCCCGAGCCUGGCCUAGGCUUUAGCAAUCCAGGUUUGGCUGGUAUCUCGUCGGAUAUCCUAGACGAAUUACCUGUUGAAUGCCGUGCUGCAUUUUCUGAAGCUGCAGAGAAAGAGCUGAGUUGGCGAGCGAAAUGGCUGAAUGAAUCUAUAGAUGGACAUCGCUCAAUACCUCUGACGAGUCUAGAAUGGUAUCCAAAGUGA